Alexandromys fortis (reed vole) is the source of this 5881-nucleotide messenger RNA. It is a transcript of the gene Pde8b, whose product is annotated as phosphodiesterase 8B. Gene Ontology annotation, biological process: signal transduction. The transcript is spliced from 22 exons. Gene Ontology annotation, molecular function: 3',5'-cyclic-AMP phosphodiesterase activity. Lineage: Eukaryota; Metazoa; Chordata; Mammalia; Rodentia; Cricetidae. The coding region runs from base 296 to 2953 and encodes 885 amino acids. The record is from RefSeq and is a predicted model, not a curated record.
GGGAGGGUGGCGGCCGCCGGGGCGCGCGGGCCGUGUGUGCGCGCUCUGCCGCUCCGGGAGAAAGAUGGCCCGGGAGGGAAAGUUGGGGUGACGCGUGCUGUCCCCGGACGCUUGCCAGGGGGCACGGAGGAAGGCAAGCCCGACAGAGCGGUGGCCACCCAGGCUGGGGGGCGCGCAGUCUGGGCGACGCCACCGUCACCGCGCCCGCCCCCUCACUGCAGGUGGCCGCGGGGAGCUCCGAGUCUGGGUGGCCCGGGGGCGCGGGCGGGCGCGCGCUGGGGAUCCCGGCUGAGGGAUGGGCUGCGCCCCCAGCAUCCAUGUCUCACAGAGCGGCGUGAUCUACUGCCGGGACUCAGAUGAGUCCAACUCGCCCCGCCAGACCAGCAGCCUGUCGCAGGGCCCCACGGCGCCCCUGCACGGCCUCUUCGUGCAGACCGACGCCGCCGACGCCAUGCCCCCGAGCCGCGCGGCGGGACCCCCGGGCGCUGUCCGAGUCCGCAGGUCCCGGGCAGAACUGGGCAGUGGCAGCAGCACGGGGUCCUCGGGCCCCGCCGUGACCACCUGCCGGGGCCGGAGGCGCCACUGCUGCAGCAGCGCUGAGGCCGAGACCCAGACCAGCUACACCAGCGUCAAGCAGGUGUCUUCUGCGGAGGUGCGCAUUGGGCCCAUGAGACUGACGCAGGACCCUAUCCAGGUUUUGCUAAUUUUUGCAAAGGAGGAUAGUCAGAGCGACGGCUUCUGGUGGGCCUGUGACAGGGCUGGCUACAGAUGCAACAUUGCUCGCACUCCAGAGUCGGCCCUUGAGUGCUUCCUGGACAAGCAUCAUGAGAUCAUUGUGAUCGAUCACAGGCAAACCCGGAACUUUGAUGCAGAAGCGGUGUGCAGGUCAAUCCGGGCCACCAACCCCUCUGAGCACACCGUGAUCCUGGCUGUGGUUUCACAAGCAUCUGGUGACCAUGAAGAGGCCUCAGUUCUUCCUCUCCUCCAUGCCGGCUUCAACCGGAGAUUUAUGGAGAAUAGCAGCAUAAUUGCUUGCUAUAAUGAACUGAUUCAAAUAGAACAUGGGGAAGUUCGUUCACAGUUCAAAUUACGGGCCUGUAAUUCAGUGUUUACAGCGUUAGACCACUGUCAUGAAGCCAUAGAAAUAACAAGUGAUGAUCAUGUGAUUCAGUAUGUCAACCCUGCCUUUGAGAGGAUGAUGGGCUACCACAAAGGGGAGCUCCUGGGCAAAGAACUCGCUGACCUACCUAAGAGUGACAAGAACCGGGCAGACCUCCUGGACACCAUCAAUACGUGCAUCAAGAAGGGAAAGGAGUGGCAGGGGGUUUACUAUGCCAGACGGAAAUCCGGGGACAGCAUCCAACAGCACGUGAAGAUCACCCCAGUGAUUGGCCAAGGAGGGAAAAUUAGGCACUUUGUCUCCCUCAAGAAGCUGUGCUGUACCACUGACAAUAACAAGCAGAUUCACAGGAUUCAUCGUGAUUCCGGGGAUAACUCUCAAACAGAGCCUCAUUCAUUCAGACACAAGAGCAGGAGGAAAGAGUCCAUUGAUGUGAAAUCAAUAUCUUCCCGAGGCAGUGAUGCUCCAAGCCUACAGAAUCGCCGCUACCCCUCCAUGGCGAGGAUUCACUCCAUGACCAUAGAGGCCCCCAUCACAAAGGUUAUAAAUAUAAUCAAUGCGGCUCAAGAAAACAGCCCGGUUACAGUAGCAGAAGCCUUGGAUAGAGUUCUAGAAAUUUUACGUACCACAGAACUGUACUCCCCUCAGCUGGGAACCAAAGAUGAAGACCCUCACACCAGUGAUCUUGUCGGAGGCCUGAUGACUGAUGGCUUGAGAAGACUGUCUGGGAAUGAGUAUGUGUUCACAAAGAAUGUGCACCAGAGUCACAGUCACCUUGCCAUGCCCAUCACCAUCAACGAUGUCCCCCCUAGUAUCGCCCAGUUACUUGAUAAUGAGGAAAGCUGGGACUUCAAUAUCUUUGAAUUGGAAGCCGUUACACAUAAAAGGCCAUUGGUGUACCUGGGCUUAAAGGUCUUCUCUCGGUUUGGAGUAUGUGAAUUUUUAAACUGUACUGAAACCACUCUUCGGGCCUGGCUGCAAGUGAUUGAAGCCAACUACCACUCCUCCAACGCCUACCACAAUUCCACCCAUGCCGCCGAUGUCCUCCACGCCACAGCUUUCUUCCUCGGAAAGGAAAGAGUGAAGGGAAGCCUUGACCAGCUGGAUGAGGUGGCUGCUCUCAUUGCUGCGACGGUUCACGAUGUAGACCACCCUGGAAGAACCAACUCCUUCCUGUGCAACGCAGGCAGCGACCUCGCCGUGCUUUACAAUGACACCGCAGUCCUGGAGAGUCACCACACGGCCCUGGCCUUCCAGCUCACCGUCAAGGACACCAAGUGCAACAUUUUCAAGAAUAUUGACAGGAACCAUUACCGAACGCUACGCCAGGCUAUUAUCGACAUGGUUUUGGCUACGGAGAUGACGAAACACUUUGAACAUGUGAACAAAUUUGUGAACAGCAUCAACAAGCCACUGGCAGCUGAGAGCGAGGGCAGCGACUGUGAGUGCAACCCGACUGGGAAGAACUUCCCCGAGAACCAGAUCCUGAUCAAGCGCAUGAUGAUCAAGUGUGCUGACGUGGCCAACCCGUGCCGCCCCUUGGACCUGUGCAUCGAGUGGGCUGGGAGGAUCUCUGAGGAGUAUUUUGCACAGACCGAUGAGGAGAAGAGGCAGGGGCUACCUGUAGUGAUGCCAGUGUUCGACCGCAAUACCUGCAGCAUCCCCAAGUCCCAGAUCUCCUUCAUCGACUACUUCAUAACAGACAUGUUCGAUGCUUGGGAUGCCUUUGCACACCUGCCAGCCCUGAUGCAGCACUUGGCAGAUAACUACAAACACUGGAAGACACUGGAUGACCUCAAGUGCAAAAGUCUGAGACUUCCAUCUGACAGCUAAAGCCAGGCCGGAGAAGGGGCCUCUUGAUCUACGACGGACACUGUGAACCGCAGAGUCGUGUGAACAAGAGGCUUUUCUGUAUGAUGAGAACAGGUGUAGAUUAAGGAGCUAGUGUUUAAUAGCUGAUCUGAGUCAUGCACGCCCCCAAAUUUCAUUUUUCAGAAAGUUAUAUUCCAUCAGUAAAAAUAUGUUCUUUUAAAUCACUUAGUGACAAAACGAACCGCUUGGCAGUCUCCUCUGCCACGCUGUGCGUGCCCUUCCAAAACCAUGGAGCUGACUCUCUGUAGUUACACGCAGGACACAGAAGCAGAGAACCUGGCGUCUGUGAGUCCACCCUGAGGGAGACCAUGCCGCUUGGCCAGUGUCCGCCGGAACACUCACUACUGAGAUUUAGCUGCACUACUUUCCUCGACGGCAGGAGUAUGAAGGCUUCCUAAAAAGCUUCUCUGAGCAGAUAUAUGUAAGAAAAGAAGCUACUCUAAGAUGCGCAGAAUGAGGAUGAGAUUAUCGCUAGUUAGCAUCACGGCUCCCAGACGACAUGGCAGGUAGAGUGACCGCAUGUGAAAACAGCCUUAGCCUGGUGAGUGUCCCUCCGAUGGGCGUCAGCCGCUUGCGGAGCCCUCGUUCCUGGAAGGGACUCACCUUCUAGGAGGCCAACUGAUGGGGAAGGAGCAGGAGCUUGCCUGAGUGUCCCCGGCUUCAGGCUCACGGACACACGUCAAGAGUAUCUAUAAAAGCUUGCCUGAGUGUCCCCGGCUUCAGGCUCACGGACACACGUCAAGAGUAUCUAUAAAAGCCAUUAAAUACAAAUGCUCGUGAGCAAGCUUUAAAAAAAAAAACUUAAGAGAAGAAAAAUUUAUAUAUAUAUAUUUGUUGUUCAAAGAUUUUUAUUAAAAUAAUCUAAACACCCUGGAUCUUCGCCCCUAGAAUUUUCUGGGCAUUACCUGUACAUCUGAAUUUGGGGAGGAAAUGGGAAAGUUUCAAGGUUCAGAUAUUCUUAAUUUAUAUUUGAGAUCAUGCCAUUUGCUUUACUGAUGUAAAAAGGGAUUGCGGGAAAUGUAAAUAUAUCGGAAGACAGGCGUCCGGAGAGGCAGUAAACACUAUUUUAAGCUAUUAAUUGUAUGUAAGGCUGAAAGCACAAGUGCAUAUUUUUAUACGACUUUUCACAACCUUCUGUGCUCGGCAUAAAGUCAGACUCGAGAUUUUUCCUUUCUCUUUUUAUCAGCAAUCUCUUCUCUGUGUAUUACGAAUAUCAGAAACUAAGUAAACGAAAUACCUUAGUUUUAUUUUAUCUGUACCCCAUGAUGCAUUUUUAAGAGGCAUAGAAACCGAACUGGUUGAAUCAGUAGCUACAUUUUUCCCAAAUGAAAAUUGGACUGCAGGCUAUGUAAAAACUCGGUUCAUGGAGAAGAAAGAGAUAACUUAUCACUAUGUAAUGUGCCAAUGUUUUUUUCUAUGUUUUUGUACCAAAGUGUAAACAUAUAUGACAAUUCCAUGCACAGAAAAGCAUCUAAAUUAUUUUUGCUAGACGGCAGGAGGCCUUGAUUCACCGGCGGGGACAGAGCUGGCUUUGUAUUGUAUUGCCGCAUUGUGUACAUGUGAGGAAGUGUUUUUGUCAAGUUCUUGUAACUAAAUUCUUAUGGUCAUUUUUCAUUCCCAACAGCUGUUUUUAUUUUAUCUCUUUGGCCUAAACUUUUCAUAAUUUCAAAUUUGGGGUCCUAGUGUCUUUUAUUUCCCGAGUCGUCAGUCUGUUUCCAGAAUACUGAGGUCAGAGCACAGGAUCUCCUUGGGCUUCGGAAGCUGGCUGGAGCAAGGACAGUCUUUCUCUGAGGAGCCUGCUUUCAGUUCCACUCGGCAGGGAACAUUGGCCAGGCACCUGGCAUCUAUAUGCAACAUGACAGCUUGCUCAGUGAUAUGCCGUAUCAACUUCAUGCUAACCUCAAAUGCUAGGAACAUGUGGAUGUUAAGUGCCCUGAGAUAUCGAGGUGCUAGAGUUUCAGUGUGAUCUCCUCACUACCAGUGUAAAUUACAGCCGUCUUCUGAGUUGCUAAGAGGCACAUUCUUCCAAUUUACUAGCAUCAUGGACUUGCAGGUAAUGUUCCUGCAUCUCAGAUACGUAUCGAUGUGACACAGACAAACCACUGUCAGUGUCUCUCACUCGUGUUUACUGUGACGCCAUGUGUGGUGAGGACAUACAUUAACACAGGAAAACAUAAAGGUAAGGAAAGGCGUGUUAAUACUAUUAUUAAUUACUCUGCCGAAGAGGGAAGUUGGUUGUAAAAUACUCUUACAUGAACCAGAAUGGUAACUGUUUCAGCCACUCCUCAGUUAGGGGUGGCUACCCUCCCCCGCAAAGAAAGAUGGUAUCAGUAAGUACACUUGGCAUCCAUCCAGCCUGUGAGCAACAGACAAGCCUGUGCUGCACAGAUGCGCCUAGAGACCCAGCUCGAAGUAUUUUAAGGGCGAGCAACAAGGCACACUGUACACACUGAUCUGGUACAGACAGCUAGGGACUGAAGUACAGGAAACACGCACAUAAUAUAUACUGGCCUUAGCUCUAAUUUUCUUCCUCUAAAUUGCAAGUUCAAGUCCUAGGAAUGGUCUACAUGUAACUACCGAAGAGCAAAGGUGCUGACCCUUGCCAUGGUCACCCUAUAAUGCUCGUCUCCCUGACCUCGGGACACUCACACCAGGUCUCCCCUAGGCUGGAGAACACUCUAUUUGACCAGUUUCUCAGUGGUGGGAAACUGGACAAAUGGAAUGGAACAACAGCAAUGCUUGAUUCCAAUCCUGUCUGCUCUUAAAACUCAAGCAUGGCUGGGAGUAGUGGUGCACGCCUUUAAUCCCAGCACUCGGGAGGCAGAGCAGGAGGAUCUCUGUGAGUUCGAGGCCAGCUAGUUCCAGGACAGCCAGGGCUACACAGUGAAA